This is a messenger RNA of Marasmius oreades (fairy-ring Marasmius), 1223 nucleotides long. RefSeq lists its product as uncharacterized. Gene Ontology annotation, molecular function: tRNA binding. The record is from RefSeq and is a predicted model, not a curated record. Gene Ontology annotation, biological process: tRNA wobble uridine modification. NCBI's taxonomy places the organism in Eukaryota, Fungi, Basidiomycota, Agaricomycetes, Agaricales, Marasmiaceae. The coding region runs from base 11 to 1129 and encodes 372 amino acids. Gene Ontology annotation, cellular component: nucleus; elongator holoenzyme complex; cytosol. The transcript is spliced from 5 exons.
ACUCAUCAUCAUGCUGCUUCUUGAUGAACUCGAUGGCCAACGCUUAAUUCUGCUCCAAUCAUCGUUUGCGCAGUCGUCUCUCCCUAUUCUACGACAUCUAGUCUCGAAAAAUGCAAAGCGUAAAACCUUUCUAGUCUGUUUUCUUUACCCUCCCUCGAGUCUAGUCGACGACUCAAAGAGUCAGGAUGAAAAACCAGUGAUCCUCGACUUGCUUGAUCUCGUUCCCACUUACAAUGACGACUGGAGAGGCUCUCAAGGACAGAUCCUCACAGGCCUAGAAAAUGAACCUGAUACAUCCUCUAUCGAUGUGGUCAUAGACUCCCUCGAUACUCUACUUUCCGAUAUUGGUUCCGUGCAAGCCGUUUACGCGUUUCUGCGUUCUGUCCUUUCACUGAUUUCUUCUCGAUCAAAACCUUCACGUUUGAUCCUCCAUCUUUGCAUCCCAUGUCCACUAACCCCCCUUCUCACAUCUACCUCAUUCUUUCCUUCAUUAGCCCACUUAAUUUCUCAUCCUCCUGAAAUUCUUACGCAUCUCGCGAAAGAGUAUCUCACCUUCCCUCCCCCCAUUUCACCCGAAGUAAAAUUCUGGAGCGUCUUUAUUCCACUCAGUGAGCGCGACCAUGAGAGCGAACGAUUGGUUCUACAAGGAAGGGGUAGCGGAAAUCCAGAAGAAUUCGUGGUUGAGAUUAUCUUGAGAGGAGGAAGUGAUGCAUCUGGUCGACGUAAAGGCGUCCAGCGCACUCUUGAAGGGUGGAAUACCACCAAGGGCUACCCCAUGCCUUUAAACAAGUUGACUAGCUUGAGUGAUCUAUGGAAGCGGAAGUCUGUUGAAGAGACCGCUCCGGAUCCGACACAAAUCAUGUCUUUCAACUUGCAACUCACUCCCUCUCAGCAAGAAGCCCGAGCCAAGGUGCCCUUACCCUAUGUGUUGGAAGGUGCAUUUGUCAAAAUGCGCUUUUUAAGAACUGUCAACCUCAUCUGUAGACAGGACAAACUCAAUCUCAACAACAACCUUCCGGUGCCAUUUUCUACGAACCGGACUCAGCGGAUGACAUUGACGACGAUGAUCCGGACGAAGAUUUGGACAUUUAGUUUCCCAGAUAUUCAAGAUUUUGUAUCUCUAUUGUAGACUCGAGAGUCGAUAUCGAUCAUCUACUUCUUAGAACGCAAGCAUCACCACCUGAUGACUGAGUACUGAGCUCCCAAACCAGUUACUGAUGCGC